Penaeus monodon (black tiger shrimp) is the source of this 1287-nucleotide messenger RNA. RefSeq lists its product as uncharacterized. Gene Ontology annotation, cellular component: chitin-based extracellular matrix. The record is from RefSeq and is a predicted model, not a curated record. NCBI's taxonomy places the organism in Eukaryota, Metazoa, Arthropoda, Malacostraca, Decapoda, Penaeidae. Gene Ontology annotation, molecular function: structural constituent of chitin-based larval cuticle.
AUGAUUUAUCAGAAUUACAAUCCAUCUGGUAUAACAUCUCAGCCUGGUGUAUUCGUGCCACUCAGGGAUAGAAGGACACUGUGUCUCGUCUUCAGAAAAAAAGGACUUUCAGAUAAUUUUUUCCCUCGCCGGCGCACCUCGUCGGAUUGGCGGGACUCCGGACACACCUCGAGCACCAGCUUAGCGAAUUGGAGUAGGCGGCGCCCCUGCGACCUUGAGGCUCCGGGCGUGGGUUUGGCAUAUAUAGUGCAGGGGCGUCGGGGCAGAGGCAGGCAGGCAGCAGUCGAGGACGAAAAGAGCAAUAUGAGAGUCUUGGUGCUUUUGGCUUUUGUGUUGGGGUGCAACGCGAACCUGAUGUUGCUCCCAUUCCCGAUAGCGCAGCAGUACCGCUCGCAGGACCUGUUCGGACAGACCUCCUUCGGCCACUUCAGCUUCGACCAGAACCAGCAGCAGACCCGUCUCGCUGAUGGCACCGUCGUCGGAUAUUACUCCUACAUCGGCGCCGACGGCAAGCCCGCCGUCACCAUCUACGAGGCCGGCCGACAGGGCUUCCAAGUGAAGGGCUCCAACAUCCUGCCAGAGGCACCCGAAGUCCCCGCCGCCCCUGAGCUGAAAGCACCCGAGCCAGUGCAGGAAACGCCCGAAGUGCUCCAGGCGCGCGCCGAGUUCCAGCAGAAGUUCGACGAGGCCACCAGCACCCGAAGGCGCCGCGAGGUGCAGAUCCCCCUCCCGUACUUCCACCCAGUCCCCACCGUGGCCAAGCACAAGUUCGAGACCAAGCAGUUCGAGCCAGUCGACGCCAACACCCCCGCCGACACCAAGAAGAUCGAGCUCACCACCAAGGAGCACGAAAUCUCCGUGCCCGCCGUCAAGUACGUGCAGCCCGUGGUCAACGUCAAGCCCGUCACCUACACUGCUGCCUCCCCACUGGGCCUGCCAUACAGUCCCUGUCAAGACUGCGUAAUAGACUUCCCUUCAUUCCUAAGUCUCUGAAACCGUUCCGAUGACCCCAACUAGCGUUGUUUUUGCCUCACAUUGUAUUACGAUCUGCGCCUCGACACUUAAAGUCUAUAUGCAUUCCGGACAUUAAGUGCAUGCUUGUCGGUCGUUAUAAAGUGUGGGGAUGAACACUCACUCAGCCAUCGCGUGCACUGGUGGUGAUGUGCGUAGAUGUUUUUUGCUGAUACGGAACUGUUCAACUGUUAAAAAAAAAAGAUUGAGAUAUAGGCUGAGUGACUCUCUGUCAAUUCGCAAAAGAAAACAAUAAAAAAAUAUAUCAAAUCACAA